AUGAUCAACAUCAUUAAUGAUAGUGAUCAUGAUGGUGAUCAUAAUGGUGAUUGUUAUUGUGAUCUUGAUGAUUAUUAUGGCGAUCAUGAAGGUGUACAUGAUGAUCAUAAUGGUGAUUUUAAUGAUCUUGAUAGUGAUCGUGAUGAUUCAGAUAGUUAUCAUGAUUGCCAUGAUAGUGAUCAUAAUGAUUAUGCUGGUGAUCGUGAUGAUCAUAAUGAACAUGAUUGUGAUUCUGAUGAUCAUGGUGGUGGUAAUUAUAAUCAUGAUGAUGAUUAUGAUGAUAAUCAUGAUAGUGAUCAUGAUGGUGAAUAUGAUGGAGACCACGAAGAUUAUGUUACGUCUGGCAAAAUUUAA
Microplitis demolitor is the source of this 354-nucleotide messenger RNA. RefSeq names its product prostatic spermine-binding protein-like. The transcript has 2 exons. Bases 1 to 354 code for a protein of 117 amino acids. NCBI's taxonomy places the organism in Eukaryota, Metazoa, Arthropoda, Insecta, Hymenoptera, Braconidae. The record is from RefSeq and is a predicted model, not a curated record.